AUGCUACAGAGUACGGCGUUGAUGUUGUUACAGCUGUUCUUCAUCGCCUUCGAGCUGUGGUGGAAAUACGGUGGUGUCGAGUGGCCGGGCAACCAAGUCGCCUAUUGUAUCGGCAAUAUCCAGGGGAUUGCCGAAAAGUCGAAUAUCGAAUCGGUGAUGACCACCAUUUUCGAGAUCAGCAAUUUGCUCCUUGGCACCCUGCUCGUUUACCUAUAUCACCGUCAAAAGACGUUAGUACAUCAGCGCUCCUUCGAUGUUUCUGUAAAUUUGCAUAGGCGGCAACUUGUACAUACUAUGCAUUUGUUUAUGCCUUACAGCGUCCUCCACGUGAUCUGUUUCAUGCUGUUCAACUGUGCCAUCUUCUUCUACCGCCCGUUAUUCAAGUUCUUGCCAGAGCCCUAUUUUUCGGCUGGCUCCGGGCUGUGUUUUUUCCCGAUGUACUUCAGCGCGGCGGCGCCCUGGAUUCUUUGGUGGAUCGUUGGAAGGCAAGAGCGGAAACGACAAUCAGCCACCAAUCUAUUGAUCCUCUUGGAACAGCAAAAAGCCGAUUCUGUAUAUUUCGAUAAUUAUAGCAGCCAGUGGGGGCAUAUUAAUAGUGCGUCAGCCGAAAAGCCGUUUUCUGCCAGCUAUUUCGAGAAA
Molecule: messenger RNA, 639 nt
Organism: Mesorhabditis spiculigera
Lineage: Eukaryota; Metazoa; Nematoda; Chromadorea; Rhabditida; Rhabditidae
Source: the annotation of a GenBank genome assembly